AUGGGCAGGGUCUAUGGGAGUUUUAAUUUAGGCAAAGCGGUUCCCUUCGUGGAGCUGGUGGUCGCACACGGAUCCAUACUUACCAUACUUGCCAUCUCUUUUGAAAGAUAUUACGCGAUUUGUAAGCCAUUGAAAGCGGGCUAUAAGUGUACGAUUCGUAGAGCAAUGGUCAUUAUUGGUAUUGUAUGGAGUGUGGCAUUUGUGGCCACAAUACCGGUGCUGUUUGGGACGGAGCUAUCGCAGGCGCGGUAUAUCGACGGCAGUCUAGUGUCGGUGUGUCUGACCAAAGCCAACACCAAUUGGCAGAAGAUAUACUAUUUCGGGUCAAUGACCGCAUUCUUUUGGGCGCCGUUAUGU
Molecule: messenger RNA, 357 nt
Organism: Oppiella nova
Lineage: Eukaryota; Metazoa; Arthropoda; Arachnida; Sarcoptiformes; Oppiidae
Source: the annotation of a GenBank genome assembly